CCGCCCCGUCGCGUAGAUUCCUUUUUCCUGUAUCUGUUUUUCCCCAUUCCAAUUUCCACAUACGUCUCCUCCAGUUCGUUUUCGUUCUCAAGAUCAAAGCCCUUUCGUAGCCUUCCCGACUCCUCGUUGAAACCUCCUUGACUACAAUAACAGAUCGACCAUAUCCUUCGAUAAAGAAUCUCAGGAAGAAUGGAGUCCAGCAGAGGUAAUGGAAUUCAACUCCUUCUAGCUGCAGAGCAAGAAGCUCAGCACAUUGUCAAUGCUGCAAGAAACGCGAAAUUGGCUAGGCUGAAACAAGCCAAGGAUGAGGCUGAAAGGGAAGCUACAGAGUUCCGUGCCCAAAUGGAAGCUCAAUAUCAGAAAAAGCUGACAGAGACCAGUGGCGACUCUGGCGCUAAUGUAAAGCGGUUGGAGCAAGAAACCGAGGUGAAGAUCGGUCACCUGAAGUCAGAUGGUUCUAGAAUCUCUCACGAUGUUAUAGACAUGCUGCUGAGGCAGGUUACCACGGUUAAGAACUAGAAGGAUAUUUGAGUGAUCGAUAAUCUGGUUGGACAGAUUGUUUCUAGAGAGAGAGAUGAGCAUUGUGAUAUGUAAUAUGUUGAAGGAGAGAUAUUGGAAGUUGAUACUUGGUAUGUAUGUGAUUUGCAUUCGAACCUACAUGAUUUUAUCUCGCUGUACUAUUUGAUCAUGUCCGUUUCUGUGGUGUUGAAUAAAAUUUCCCCGUUUUAAA
Linum tenue is the source of this 730-nucleotide messenger RNA. The record is from the annotation of a GenBank genome assembly. NCBI's taxonomy places the organism in Eukaryota, Viridiplantae, Streptophyta, Magnoliopsida, Malpighiales, Linaceae.